Messenger RNA from Cololabis saira (Pacific saury), 2462 nucleotides. It is a transcript of the gene hdac10, whose product is annotated as histone deacetylase 10. NCBI's taxonomy places the organism in Eukaryota, Metazoa, Chordata, Actinopteri, Beloniformes, Belonidae. Bases 208 to 2235 code for a protein of 675 amino acids. Gene Ontology annotation, molecular function: histone deacetylase activity. Gene Ontology annotation, biological process: chromatin organization. Gene Ontology annotation, cellular component: histone deacetylase complex. The record is from RefSeq and is a predicted model, not a curated record. The transcript has 20 exons.
GAGAGGAGGAGGAAAUUAAGCAAAAAAUAAAAAAAUCUGCAUGCUUUUCAAAUGUGUGUGGAAGUCUGUUAAUCGUAGAAAAAUAAGUUGCAUGCGAAUAGAUUACUUUUGUUAUACAUUUAUCACUGGCCAAAUCAAAGUCAGUCAGAGCCAACAAGUGCAGAGUUUUGUGUGUUUAUCGGAGUACAGACUCUGCUUGCCUGUGACAUGACGACGAUGGGAACAGCUCUGAUUUACGAUGAGGAGAUGACCAAAUACAAGCUGCUCUGGGUUGAUCCAGCGUGUAAGAUCGAGGUACCUGAGCGUCUGACGGCGAGUUAUGAGGCUUUGGUCAGGAAUGGGCUUGCUGAUCGCUGCGUCUCUGUACCAGUUCGUGAGGCCACGGAUGCAGAGAUUCUGCGGGUUCACAGUGUGGAAUACCUAGAGGCAGUGAAAAAGACUCCUUACAUGACCCUGGAGGAUCUGAAGGAGUUUACCCUGCAGUAUGGAGAUGUCUACUUCCACCCAAACAUUUAUCACUGUGCCAAACUGGCUGCAGGGUCCGCAUUGCAACUGGUCGAUAGUGUUAUGACGGGGAAGGUGAGGAACGGCAUAGCUCUGGUCAGACCGCCAGGACACCACAGUAUGCAGAGUGCUGCCAACGGUUUCUGUGUGUUCAACAACGUGGCCAUAGCAGCUCAUUAUGCCAAGCAAAAAUAUGGAGUCAAAAGGGUGUUGAUAGUAGACUGGGAUAUACAUCAUGGUCAAGGGGUGCAGUAUUGCUUUGAAGAUGACUCCAGCGUCCUCUACUUUUCUUGGCACCGCUACGAGCAUCAGAAGUUCUGGCCUAACCUCAGAGAGUCAGACUGUGACAGUGUUGGUAAAGGGAGCGGGACCGGGUUCAACAUAAAUGUACCGUGGAACAAGGUGGGAAUGAAAAACAGUGACUAUCUUUCCGUCUUCUUUCACGUCCUCCUGCCAGCUGCAUACGAAUUUUGUCCUGACUUGGUCCUGGUGUGUGCUGGCUUUGACUCAGCCAUCGGUGAUCCAGAGGGGGAAAUGUGUGCUACUCCAGACAUCUUUGCCCACUUGACUCAUCUUCUUCGGAACCUAGCGGGAGGAAAGCUGUGUGCUGUUCUGGAGGGAGGAUACAACUUGACUUCCCUCGCUCAGUCCGUGUGUCAGACCGUUCAGACUUUGCUUGGAGAUCCUCUGCCUCAGCUGGGAAACCUCAGCGGUCCCUGCGAAAGUGCGCUUGAGUCUCUUCAGUGUGUCAGAUCAGUACAUAGACAGUACUGGUCCUGCUUCAAACAUGCAGCUGAUCCACCCAGCUUCGAUAUCAGCACCAAGCGCGCCAAAUUAGCAGAAAAGGAGGAGGAAAGGACGGAAAUAGUGGAGAAAGAAGCGUGCGUGGAGGAAAUGGUUUGGCCUGAGCCUCCAAAGCGUGUGUCGCCUCCUGUUCGCGCCGCUUUGCUGCUUCCCUCCCAUGUGGCCUGUCCGGAAAGAUGCCAGCGCAUCAACGCCUCGGCUCUUGAUCCGCUGACAGUCAGCAAAGUCAAGGAAAGUUUUCUCAAGCACGGAGAAGAACACGUAGCCCUCCAGACCUUUUCUGGCCUUAUUACACUGCUCGAAAAAAUGGAGAACAACGAGAUCUGCAGCGGCUUGGCGCUGGUUUCUGACGUCACCACGGCGAUGAUGUUUGUUGUCCACCAUGUAGCAGCUGCUUUCAGGAAACGGCUUUUAGUCGUGUGCGUCGGCAAAGGCAAGGUACCGAGUCACCUCACCGAAGACGGGAACUUGCUGGUGGUUCAGAUCAGCAGUGAACACACAGACGAACAAACGAGUAAAUACUAUGUUCCUGUUUGUUUAAAAAAGGGUUGCAGUGACACGGCAGGCUUCCUGCAGGUCGUGUUUGGUCUCCUUCUACCUCUGGCGUAUGAACACAACCCCAGUCUUGUCCUGCUGGUUCGGACAGCUGAGAGUGGAGUGUGUGAUGGUAUGUGGCAGCAGCUAACAGGAAUGCUGCAGAGCUUUGCACAAGGACACACGCUGGUUCUGGUGCAGGAGGAUGAUAAGGCAUGUGUGAUACCUACAGCCUCCACCCUCCUCGGGGACCCUGCUCCUCCUCUGGAGCAUUUUGAGGCUUCACUCUCAGAGGAUUUGGAGGCUGUAGAGAGACUGAGACAAAGGUUGCAGGCAGAUUGGAAACUUCUGCAGAUGACAGCACCAGAAAGUGGAGGAACUGCUGAAUGCUGAAACCUUCCUGUUCCUGUUUCAUCCUCAAGAUCAGACAGAACGUGUCAGACGUUUUAAUAACGUUUGUAUUUUCGGGCUGCUUAUAUUGUCCAGAUUAGCCUACGCAUGGACACUGUUUCAUAAAACGUACUGUUCUUUUUUCUUUUAAGAUACUUUCUAAAUGACUCAAUUACACUUUUGGUGCAUUUUUUAAUCACCAUCAUUAAUACUAAUUAGAAAUCAGUGCA